This is a messenger RNA of Ostreobium quekettii, 1101 nucleotides long. Lineage: Eukaryota; Viridiplantae; Chlorophyta; Ulvophyceae; Bryopsidales; Ostreobiaceae. The record is from the annotation of a GenBank genome assembly.
AUGGAUGGUCGUGCUGGCAGGAGGCUUGCCGUGCUUCAGGGCCAUGUGCGCCCGCAAGAACGCAAAGAGGACAGCGGCAGCAUAGAUCUGCGUGGCGCAUCGGCAACGCUCCCCGAAAAUGUCGAAAUAACACAUGGUGUCUUCCUGCCAGAGAAGCUUACCCAUGACGGUCCUUGGGAAGUUUGCAGGUCGUCAGUCUCCCCAGAGAAGCUCGUGGCGAGAUUUCCGUCACCUGAUGACCACAUCUGCAGCCUGUAUGACAAUCUAGAGACUACCAUCUCGCGAUUUCCAUCGUUGCCGUACUUGGGAACACGUGAGAAACUGGCCAAGGGAGGUUAUGGGGGCUACAAAUGGAUGACGUAUGCUGAGGCUGGCGAGGCCCGAACUGCCAUUGGUUCUGGUUUGUGCGCACUGGGACUUGGGCCACAGUCGACUGUGGGAAUAUACUCGACGAACUGCAAAGAGUGGGUCCUCUUGGACAGUGCCGCCCAUGCUUAUUCAAUGGUGCCUGUCCCUCUUUACGAUACUCUGGGGCCAGAUGCUGUGAAAUACAUAUCCACUCACGCGGAGGUCAGAUGUGUUGGCUGCUCUGCUGCGGUGCUUAACAACAUGCUGCAGUGCCUUCCUGAUUGCCCAGAGAUCAACCUGCUGGUGGUUUGGGGCCUGGAUGAGGGGCAGCUGCCCAGAGCCCCACCUGGCAGCUCCUGCCGCAUCCUCACCCUGGCACAAGUUGAGAGUCUUGGAAGGGAAAACCUGCGGCCACACAUCCCACCUUCAUCAUCAGACUUGGCAACCAUUUCCUACACCAGUGGGACAACUGGUGUGCCUAAAGGCGCAAUGUUGACACAUGGAAACCUUAUCGCCAAUGCAGCGGCCACAGUUGGUGUUGUUGAUACUGGAUCCGGGCCAGGACACCGCCACAUAUCUUACCUUACUCUUGCCCACAUCUAUGAGCGUGUGAACCUGAUCAUCUCGACAUUCAGAGGCAUGUCCAUUGGCUUCUACCAUGGUGAGGUGACUGAGCUACUGGACGACAUUGCUACCCUAAAACCAACAGUGUUUUGUUCUGUCCCAAGAUUGUGGAACAGAAUAUAUGACAAG